Molecule: messenger RNA, 3144 nt
Organism: Haplochromis burtoni (Burton's mouthbrooder)
Lineage: Eukaryota; Metazoa; Chordata; Actinopteri; Cichliformes; Cichlidae
Product: ryanodine receptor 2-like
Exons: 3
Coding region: 1980-2300 (106 amino acids)
Biological process (GO): transmembrane transport; calcium ion transport
Cellular component (GO): Z disc; calcium channel complex; sarcolemma
Molecular function (GO): ryanodine-sensitive calcium-release channel activity
Source: RefSeq, a predicted model, not a curated record
AGAACACCUGUGAGGCUUCUCAGGAUGACUCAAAUACUUUUUUGUACCCAAAGCUAAUACUGGGAUGUCUGGUAUGCACUGCUGCAGUUCACUUUCUUGGCUGUGGGAAGUUGCUCCCAUCAAGUUUGUCUCACUAAAACUUCAUUUUUUGCUGUCUGUAAAGAGCACACACUUCCAUUUAUGGACAGAGAGCUUUGAGUCAGUAGUUUUAGUCUCGGCAGUGUUACCCUCAGGCAGUAAGAAGAUUACUUAUUUUGUCCGCUUCUUUUUCAGGCAUCUAUUACGUUUUUGGGAAUAGCAACAGUGCAAGUAAUAUAAAUAAUUAUAUGUUACUAACCUGAGCCUUUACUGUGAUUUAAGCUCAAUUUAAGACUGUCUUUGGGGGUUACCUUAUUUGGCUCCAGGAAGUCUAUCCAAAAUUGGUGAGCUGGAUAAGGGCAUUUGGAGUAUCAGAAUCAGCUGAUAUACCAGUUUCAUGAUAGCGGUGCCUACCUACCUUACCUAUGCAGCACAAGCUUCCAUUGUUUAGCCAGUUUAAAAGAGACAACUUUGUGACAUAGUAAAGUCUAACCAAAGAUGUGGCCAUGAAACAGAAAUGGAACAAUUAUGAUGAAUUUAAAUGUUGGAAGUGUAAGCCAUUACCUAUACAUAAGCACCUGUGUCAUUAAUGCAGGUCAGUGUGAGUCGGGGUGAAAGAUAAGUGUAUCGCAAAGCCAAACAUUAGACCAGUGAUGAGAGACAUGCCAAGUACAAACAGACUCAGCUUAGAUAAGAAUGUUUUCUGCUGCUAAGCCAUCUGAAAGAAAUACUAUAUAAGGGCUCUAUGGUAUUUUCUGAGGGUAGAAGGAAGCCUUCUGUCACCCGGAAAUUUCAGGACACACAAACACACACUAAUCCCCUAUAGUCAGCCACCCAUUGCAUUCCAUAGAGCUCUUUUGUCUCCUAUUAGGGGCUAAGUGUUGCAGCUCUGCCUGUCUGUAGUUCAAGAAGGUGACAGCCGCUUAGUGGGAUGGUGAGAUGCACUAAUGAACGGCACUGCCCUAGCAAGAUUGGUCUCCUUCCUUACAAUAAGGCUUAUAGUAGCAAAAAAUGGUCAGAUGAUGCGUUCCAUGUGAAAGCAGAAGUCGGAAUUUCCUGAAUUUUUCAGUGUCCCCUCAAGUCAGAUUUCCAGCUCUGAACAUCGCAUCAACCAACAGCCUUAAUCAGCCCAACUUAACCAUCCAACAUGGAACCACUGUAUAUAAACAUUAGUAAAACUGUAAAACCUGUAAUCUGUGCUGCUACAGCUGUUUAUUUAUGACUCGCUACAUAAGCCAUAUGCAUAGCACCGGGCAGGUUCUGUCUGCGAAUGUGCUGCGGUGCUUUUAACACAAACAUUGCGCUGUGUUGUUACUGAUGCAUUAAUAGCUCUGCCUUGCUAAGAUAGAACAAAACAUUUUUUUGUGGUUUCGCAUUGUUUUGCAACGCCUUCAUGAAGAAAUCUGGAUGGAAGCAUAUGCUCUCCUAAAAACUGAACAUACCUUUCAGCAUUGAUUUGGUUUCCUCUGUAGUCUGGAGGAUGCAUCAUCCAAAAAGAAUUUAAAAUAUUUAUUUGUCCAACCAUAGAACAUGCUUUAUACUUUCCCUCGGUCCCUGGUUUAAUGAGCUUUGGUCCGCAGAAGGUAGACAGCAGCGUUUCUAGAUCAUAUUCACAUAUGGCUUCUUUGUAACCUGCAGAGUUGAGGGCACUGUGAACUGCAUUCACUAACAAUGAUUUUUCAAAACGUUACUGGAGCUCUACAGCGACUAGAAUCAUGCCUGUUUUACUGCAAAGAGACUUACAGAUGUCAUGUCUUCUGAUGUUUUAGAAACAUUUGUGUGUUCAAGCUGUUUGUGACAGUCAUGGUUCUGCCCAUUAAAAACCCAAUGCAAAAGAUUUGACCUCUGUUACCCCUGUACCCCCCUUCCUGUGUAUCUCUCUCUCUGUUCCUCAGUGUUACAUGUUCCACAUGUAUGUGGGAGUGCGAGCAGGUGGAGGAAUUGGUGACCAGAUCGAGGAUCCAGCUGGUGAUGAGUACGAAAUCUACCGGAUCAUCUUUGACAUCACUUUCUUCUUCUUUGUCAUUGUAAUCCUCCUGGCUAUCAUCCAGGGGUUAAUCAUUGAUGCUUUUGGAGAGCUGAGGGAUCAGCAGGAACAAGUGAAAGAAGACAUGGAGACCAAAUGUUUUAUCUGUGGAAUAGGUAAUGACUACUUUGACACCGUGCCACACGGCUUUGAAACGCACACUCUACAGGAGCACAACUUAGCCAACUACCUGUAAGUACGUCUGGAGAGUGUCUGUAUUUCUGUGUGUGUUAUUGUACCUUUUAACACCUACAUCAUCAUAGAUCAUCACACCUACAUAGUACACAGUCUUUCAGGUCAGUUAAUGAAAGAUAGGUACCCAAUCUUGGUGUACUUGGGGCUUGGUCCCCAAUCUCAGGUGGGCGAUGAUAUCUAUGAUAUUUGUCCUGGCUUGUUUUGUACCACAGCAUUUGUGUUACACUGAGGUGUGUUUCCACAUUAUUAUCCCCAGUGUUUGGACACUUAUUAUCCAGUUACAUACAUUUCAGUGUGGUAUUACUCAACUGUAACCACAGUUGUUACCAUGAUACUACUUGGAUAUUAAGUGCUUGUUACUUUGGUAAUUGAGUCCUAAUGACUUAGAAAUGACCACGUUACGUUCUUGUCUUUGCCUUGUUACCCUUCCCACUUUAUUACUGAGCUGUAAUAGAAAAUACAACCAAAAUUUCAAAUGUCUGUUGACUUUAAGCCUAAAUACAGUACUGUGUCUUAAGCCAGCCCUCAUUUCUUGGUAUAUUGGUUUAUGUACAAGUUUCUUAAAAUUGUUGUAAAGUCCAAGCUGUCAUUAGGAGAGAUGUGGGGCAAACCCUGGACAGGUUGUUAGUCUCUCAGAAGACAACAAUUCACAUGCACAUUCACAGCUAUGGCCAGAAUCACCAAUUAAGCUAACAAACAUGUCCUUCGAAUGUGGCAGGAAGCCUGAGAGAACCCACACAGGCAAGUUAAGAAUACACAACUGCCUCCAACCAGCAAGUGCCACUGUAACCUCUGGCACUGAUGCUGUGUGACUGAUAUAUGCAAUGAUAAUACUGUUUGUGUUU